Messenger RNA from Peniophora sp. CBMAI 1063, 1794 nucleotides. Lineage: Eukaryota; Fungi; Basidiomycota; Agaricomycetes; Russulales; Peniophoraceae. The record is from the annotation of a GenBank genome assembly.
AUGGGUGCAGUGCUCUCGCAGAAGGCCACAGACGGCAAAUGGCACCUGGUCGCGUAUUUCUCUAAAUCACUCAGUGAAGCAGAGCGCAACUAUGAGAUCUACGACAAGGAGCUUCUGGCCAUCAUGCUUGCGCUUGAAGAAUGGCGACAGUACCUUCUGGGCGCCCGUCAUACAUUCGAAAUCUGGUUGGAUCACCAGAAUCUCACAUACUUCCGUGAAGCUCGCCGCCUCAAUCGCCGCCAAGCUUGCUGGUUCACCGAGAUGCAGGAGUACGACUUUACACUCCACCACAAGCCUGGCAGCCUCAUGGAUCGUCCUGAUGCGCUUUCACGUGAAGCAGGACAUGAAAGAGGGGAGGACAACAGCCAGGACAUUGUCCUGCUCAAACCCGAGUUUUUCCGUGUCCUGCUUCGCGCUACAGCACUCGAUUUUGCUGGCGAAGAUGAGCCCACAAUACACCGGAUUAAGGACUAUGCUAUUGAACACGAGGAAUCUGUCGAAUUGGCCCUGCUCACCAAGAAUCCAUGCUGGAAGGAGCACGCAGACGGCCUACUCACGCACGACAACUGCAUCUAUGUGCCGCCUAACAAAGCCUUACGCGCGGAUAUCAUUAAAGCGCACCAUGACUUGCUCGCUGCAGGACACCCAGGAUGCUACAAGACAGAAGAGCUUAUCACACGGACGUAUUGGCGGCCCAGCAUUGGGAAGGACGUAGGAUGCUAUGUGGCAAGAUGCCAGCUCUGCCAGCUCAUCAAAUACCGACGAGAAAGCCCUCACGCACCGCUCCAACCCAACAAGACGCCUACUUGCCCAUUCAAAGUCAUCUCCAUGGACUUUGUGGGCCCGUUACCGGAAUGCGAAGGCUUCAACAUGAUACUCAACGUCAACGACCACUUUAGCCGACACGUUAUCUGUAUUCUCUGCAGAGAUACCACAGACUCAGGCCAGCUUGCCCAACUCUUCCAUGAUCACGUCUACAGUGAGCACGGCCUACCGUGCAAGAUCAUCACCAACCGUGGCUCUACCUUCGUCUCCUCGUUCACACGCGCUCCCAUGGACCAACUUGGCAUUGUCGGGAACCCCUCAAUGGCAUAUCAUCCACAGACCAAUGGACUCACCGAGCAUUACGACCAAGAGCUCAAAACCUUCUCCGCCUCUACGUGGACUACCACCAGAGCGACUAGUGGACUCAAUUCCCGCGCUACAGACCACGUACCCGCCGCCACGUCAUACGCGCAGCAUUUCAAGAAGGUUCAUGAGGAGAUUGUGUCCGCACUACGUCAGGCUAAGGACUCCAUGAAGGAGGUUUACGAUCGACAUCACCAGGACGCUCACAACUACGAGGUUGGUGACCAGGUGUGGCUUGAAGCGACCAAUCUCAAGUCUAAAUGUCCUUUGCCCGCACUCAAUGAACGGUGUCAUGGCCCAUUCAAGAUUCUCGAGAACAUCGGCGUAUCUGCAUACUGUCUUGACAUCCCUCCGACAUGGAAGACACACAAUGUGUUCAACGAGGCUCUUCUUACGCCCUACACCCCGCCCGCCUUUGCGAACCAAGCCAACCCGCCAGAGCCCCCACCUGAAAUGAUCGAUUGCAAAGAGCAAUACAAGGUUGAGGCCGUUAUCAACUCCAAGAUCAUCAGCCGAGGCGCACACCGGAGCAUGAUGUACUUGGUCAAGUGGAAGGGAUACUCCGACCGCCACAACAGUUGGGAGCCCGUCGCCAACUUGAUGCAGGACGCCGACGAAGCAAUUGACGAUUACCACAAGGCACAUCCGCGACGUAUGUGUGUCUAG